Molecule: messenger RNA, 477 nt
Organism: Nerophis lumbriciformis (worm pipefish)
Lineage: Eukaryota; Metazoa; Chordata; Actinopteri; Syngnathiformes; Syngnathidae
Source: RefSeq, a predicted model, not a curated record
AUGACACACCUCACCUCUGCAUUGCCGACAAUCGACUGGGCUCUGCAAGUUGUGCCUUCCUCUAUACAGAUGUCACAGCCGACGACCUUCUGCUUGCUGGUGGUGCCGGCAAUGUCGCUGCUGCUCUCGUCUCCCGUCGGUCGAAGCUCCGAGAACGUCACCCUAAGCCCUGGCUGUCACUUGCACCCGUUCAACGUGAGCGUCCGCAGCGACCGGCGCGGCACCUGUCGAGGGACCCACCUGGUGCACGCCUGCGUAGGCUACUGCGAGUCUAGCGCCUUCCCUUCCAGGUACUCCGUGCUGGUUGCCUCCAACUUCACCCGCAACGUCACGUCAUCGUCACGUUGCUGUACCAUCGGGAAGGAGGCCAAGGUCAAAGUUCGCCUGGAGUGUCCCGGAGGGCGUCACCACGACGACUUGGAGAUCCUGACAGCCAAGGCCUGCCGCUGCGACAUGUGCCGAACGUCCCGCUACUGA